This is a messenger RNA of Aedes albopictus (Asian tiger mosquito), 2879 nucleotides long. RefSeq names its product general transcription factor 3C polypeptide 3. Gene Ontology annotation, cellular component: transcription factor TFIIIC complex. Lineage: Eukaryota; Metazoa; Arthropoda; Insecta; Diptera; Culicidae. Gene Ontology annotation, molecular function: protein binding. Bases 118 to 2799 code for a protein of 893 amino acids. The record is from RefSeq and is a predicted model, not a curated record. The transcript has 2 exons. Gene Ontology annotation, biological process: transcription by RNA polymerase III.
CUGCAUGUUUUCGCAACAAAAACAAACAACGCAGCGACAGUUUUUCGUAAAAGUUCGCAAAACAGUGUCGUUUUUUUAUCAAUUUUGUGCUAAAAAGUGCUCCUGAACCAGCAGAAAAUGUCCUCGGCCGCCGAUCAAUCCGAGGCGGAAAGUGUGGUCGUCGAAGAGCUCGACGAAAUGCAGUUGGACCCGCAGGAGCUGUCCCAGUUUGUCGAAGCCGAUUCCAUUCCGCUGCCGAAUGAACCGGGCGCAUCGAUAAUCGUUCCGCCUCGUCAGCGUCGUCGGACGCGUCGACCCACCGUCGCAUCGACUUCGUCGGCCCCGUCCGAGUCGGAAACGGACGACGAGAACAAUCCGCAGCAGAAUGAGAUUCUGAUCAAGAAGUUCGUCGCUGGUGAGAUUAGUUAUGCGGAGUACCAAGCGCGGAUGCAACCGGCCGGAGGGGAAAUGGACCUGGAGGAGGAAGAAUUGGCUGAGAGGCGGAAAUCGAGCAAGAAAUCGUCCAGAUUUGAAAAGGAUUUGCGGGUGCAGAGGAAGGACGCGUUGAGGGGAAACUUGCAGGGACCGGUACAGGUGAAGGUGGAAGGAAAGGUGUCCAUGAAGCGGCAUAGGAGAUUUUUGCCACCGGCGCUGCAGGGCCUGAUGGGCCAGGCCAAUCUUUGCUACGCCCGUGGGGAUACCGAGAUGGCCAAGAAGCUGUGCCUGGAGAUAGUCCGGCAGAUGCCGUUGGCACAUGAGCCGUUUGUAACACUGGCGCAGAUUUAUGAGACGGAAGAUCCGGAGAAGUUCCUACAGUUUUCGUUGAUUGCGGCCCAUUUGAAUCCCUCGGAUAUAGAGCAGUGGGUUCGGAUUGCGGAAAUUUCCGAAGAGCGUGGGAAUUUGAGUCAAGCGUUGAUGUGCUACGCUCGCGCCAUCAAAUCCGAUCCGAAGAACUUCGAUUUGCGGAUGAAGCGAGUUCAGCUGCUGGAGAAGAAGGGCGAGGAGAAGCAAGCGUUCAAAUGCUACUUUGCCAUGUUGCCGUAUAUCCCGAAGGAGCGCGGGGAGUUUCUGGUGCAAACGGCCAAACGACUGGCGAAGAAAUUCCACGAGGAGAGCAAUUUGCCCGCCGCCAUGGACGCUAUGGAUCGCGCUUACGGAACCGUCCCGGAGCUGUUCAGCGUAGAGGACAUCAACCUGUUCCUGGAAUUGCUGAUCGCCACCGGAUUCUACCGGAAAGCAUUGGACGUCCUCAUGGCGCACACCAACGUGGAAGUUCACGAGAUGGUUCACGAAGGAGAAGACCCCAACGAUCCGAACGCCCAGCGAGGAAUCUACACGGUGGUCAUCCCGACAGACAUGGUACUUGACUUCCGGACCAAGCUGGCUGUGGUGCUGGUGCAUCUCAAAUGCGAUCACCUCUUCGACAUGAUCGUUCAGAACAUCCUGACAAACAUCAACGUGGAAGAGGCCGGCGAUUGCUAUCUGGACGUGGCGGAAUCGCUGAUGAAGGAACUGCACUACCAUUAUGCGCUGAAGCUGUUGGUUCCGUUGAUCAAUAGUGAAAAUUUCUCGCUGGCAGCCGUCUGGUUGCGUUACGCCGACUGUUUGCGUGCGAUCGGAGACUACAACGAGGCUAUCGUGGCUUAUAAGAAGGUCGUUUCUCUCGCCCAACAUUUGGACGCCCGCUUGACUCUGUCAGCGCUGCUCAAACAGCAAGGCAAAUACGAUGAAGCGCUGGAGGCCCUUGAGCAAGAUCCGGAAAGGGAAAUCAUGGACGCCGAGCUAUUGUACGAGCGGUGCCUAAUGCUAAAGGAAGUUGGCAGGUACGACGAGUUUUUGGCCGCCGGGUUUAUGCUUCUGAUGCGCCAUUGCAUACCGCUGCGGAGUCGACUUGAGCUGGGGGCAGCUAUUUCAGUCCCACGGUACAUUGAAAUGCUGAAAACCAUUGCCGAUAUUAAAGUAUCCCGGCAAGACACGACAGAGGAACACCGGCCUGAAUUUUCCCGCUCGGAAAAUGAACCUUCGGUGGAGAUGGAGUGGGAGCUGGUUUUGGUUCUUCUUCAAGUGGCGGACUACAUGAAGAACUACGCCUACUUCCAGAAACUGGUGUUCACUCUGUUCACAGCCAAACGAUUCCAAAUAUUCAAACAGGAACUGCAGAUGUUGGCCCUGCUCGGAUGUCUGUACAAUCGCGAUCCGAUGUAUGCCUACAACCUAAUCCGAGAACGGGUCAACAAGGAGGUGAACCUAAACAAGCCCAAGCUUUGGAAUCUGUUCAAUCUGGUCAUUCUUGUAACCGGGGACAUCCGGUACAACCGUUACCUUAUGCGACUAUUUGAGCGAACUGCAGUGGAUGCAAACGUCCGUGUUCUUCAAGCAAACUAUCACCUUAACGCUGGAACCUACAAGUAUGCCCUGAACGACUACAGCAAGGUGUACAAGAAAACCGGUGAUCCGAUCCAUGCCAUGCUAAUCGCGGUAACUCUAACGCAGAUCGCCUGCCAAAAAUUCUCCAACAAGAAACAAGCGUUGGCAUCGCAGGCGAUCGGCUUCAUGGAAAAGUACCGCAAAGGAAGGCCCGGGGAGCUGGCCAACGAGAUCCACUACAACAUCGGACGGAUGUACCACCAGCUGGGGAUGCACAGCCUGGCAGUGGAGCACUACAAGAAGGCACUUGAGUUUACGAAUCUGCUGAUCGAGGAGAAUGCAAUCUAUCUGGACCUGCGGGCGGAGAUUGCGUUCAAUCUGAGCAGCAUCUACCGAAGUAACAAUAACAUGGAACUGGCGAGAAAGUAUCUGUACGAGUACAUUGAAAUCUAAUUGCAGCGAAAGGUAAGUUAAACAUGACUGAUUAUGAAUUACAUACAUAUAAGAAUUUACCAUUAAAGUGAAAAACAGAA